UCGGCGGGCGCCUCCUCUCGCCCAUCUUCCGCCGCUGAGCACCUGCUCUCUUCUUCUUCCAGUAUUCUCCGUCUCCAUGGCUCUCCGUGCGAUCGCCGGCAAGAAAACCCUAGCUCUAGGGCUAGUGUUUAGUCCCUGCGCCGCCGCCGGCGCCUCCGCCCCGGGGAUGGGGUUGGGGCUCCGCCAAGCCCGGGGCCUCGUGACCUUCUCGUUGCCGGACCUCCCCUACGACUACGGCGCCCUCGAGCCCGCCAUCAGUGGCGAGAUCAUGAAGCUCCACCACCAGAAGCACCACCAGACGUACAUCACCAACUACAACAAGGCCCUCGAGCAGCUCGAGGAGGCCAUGGCCAAGGGGGACUCCUCCAAGGUCGUCCACCUCCAGAGUGCCAUCAAAUUCAAUGGUGGAGGCCAUAUCAACCAUUCAAUCUUCUGGCAAAAUCUCAAGCCUGUGAAUGAGGGUGGUGGUGAGCCUCCUCAUAGCACACUUGGUUGGGCCAUUGAUACGGACUUUGGUUCAUUGGAGGCUUUGGUGCAAAAGAUGAAUGCAGAAGGUGCAGCUUUACAGGGAUCUGGAUGGGUGUGGCUUGCUCUGGAUAAGGAGUUGAAAAAGCUUAAAGUUGAGACAACAGCAAAUCAGUGAUUUGAGGAAAGUGUUUGCCAAAUAUAAGCCAACAGGAGUAGCCUGAGAUGAUUGUUACAAUGAAAAUGAGUAGAGAAGAAAGACAAAAUGAUGCUCUGAUGUAGAUCCCUAAUGUAAAUGAAUAGAAUGGAUAUAUUGUCAUAUUCAUGUUUUUUAUUUUGUGCAAAUACUUGGCCUGUAUUCGACACUAUUCCAUCAUCUUGACCUUUUGUACCAAGCCUUUUGCUAUGGGUUGGCUGUAGUGCAUUAUUCAAAGUUUGACAUGCUCAACAGACUGAACAGGUUCUACCUCCCAUCGUAAACCUGGUUUUGACCCUCUACAAAUCAGUACCAAAAUCCUAGCCAAGGUAAAUUUAGGCAAGAGAAGAGCUUAACAUGAAACCUAUAUAACUAGUUGGUUUUAGGGGAAGCAUAUUUUAUGUAGAGAAUUUGUAAACCACCAAAAUAAA
Messenger RNA from Elaeis guineensis (African oil palm), 1092 nucleotides. The record is from RefSeq and is a predicted model, not a curated record. Lineage: Eukaryota; Viridiplantae; Streptophyta; Magnoliopsida; Arecales; Arecaceae.